CCAACUGAGCUCCGUCUUAAAGCCUCCUGCAUCUGCAGAGGGAUCAUCAGUUUAUAGGAGAGCAGGAAGCUGAGCUUUGUGGGAGCUGUCCGUUUACCCCGGAAACCUAUUAUGUCAGGGAAUGCCGAUUAUGAAUCCAAACUUUUACCGAUGUUUCUUUUCACCCAAGGCCGCCUCACUCUGAUGAAAAUGUGGAAACCGGAUUUUGAAAAUCAGUAAUGUCACCAUGCGCUAAUCCGAAGCCCAGACUUAAAAGGGGAUGUGUGGGACACGCAGUUGGUAGAGUUUGAAAAUAAAGUCCAGCUAAAAUAUGCAUGCAGUCUGGAUAUUCCUCCUAUUCACCAAAGAGGGAUUUUCUCUUGCACAGAAGAUUAAAGAUGGAGGUGCAGGAGCUAAAGGAAGCAGGCCCCCUGAGCAGUCGAGGAACAACCGUCACUGUGGGACCUGGGUUCGGAAAUCAGACGGUGGAAGCUUCAGCUCCCCAAACUACCCAAACACGUACCCUCCGAACAAGGAGUGCCUUUAUGUACUGGAAGCCCUGCCCCGUCAGAGGGUGGAGCUUCAGUUCAGCAAGAUCUUCCAAAUCGAAGCGUCUUUUGAGUGUCGGUUUGACCACAUCGAGGUGAGGGACGGUCCCUUCAGCUUCUCAACGCUCAUCAAUCGUUACUGCGGCACAGCCAAUCCCGGCCGGAUCCUCUCCAGUGGACGCUUCAUGUGGAUCCGGUUCUUCAGUGAUGAUGAGCUUGAGGGGAAAGGAUUCCAGGUCCAGUAUACGUUUACUGCAGAUCCUGAAUUUCAUCUACAUGUAGGAGGCCUUUUAAACCCCAUCCCAGAUUGUCAGUUUGAGCUAACUGGGUUUGACGGCGUGAUCCGCUCCCACCAGGUUGAGGAGGAGAACAAAGUGAAGCCGGACCAGGCAGUGGACUGCAUCUGGACCGUACAAGCCCCAAUGAAGAGCAGAAUUUACCUUAAAUUCUUGGAAUAUCAGAUGGAAAACUCUAAUGAAUGUAAGAAGAAUUUUGUGGCUGUUUAUGACGGCAGUAGUGCCAUUGAGGACCUCAAGGCCAAGUUUUGUAGUACAGUCGCUAAUGACAUCAUGCUGGAGACUGGUUUCGGAGUGGUGAGGAUGUGGGCGGAUGAGACAAGCCGUCUAAGCCGCUUCAAGAUGCUGUUCACAGUUUUCUCUGACCCUCCCUGUAUUGGCGGUGCGUUCUUUUGCCACAGCAACAUGUGCAUCAACAACUCUCUGGUGUGCAACGGCGUACAAAACUGCGUCUUCCCCUGGGAUGAAAACAACUGCCAAGAGAAAAAGAAUAAAGUUGCUUUCCUUCAGAUCACAAAGACUCAGGGAACAAUCAUCUGCAUUUCCACCGGGGUAGUGAUGUUGCUCCUAAUUUUCUCCAUAAUGGUGCAAGUCAAGCAACCACGAAAAAAGGUAGUGAUACGUAAGAAAAAACUGUUCCACCAUCCUCACCUCCAGAAGAUGUUUGACCCUCAGCACUACGAGCUGUUUUCUAUCAGAGACAAGGAGAUGUCUGGAGACUUGAGGGAUCUUUCAGAGGAACUUCUGUCCCUCCAGGCUCUGAGGAGAUCUUCAUCGGGCUCUCGUUGCGUUCACGAACAUCACUGCGGUUCACAGGGAUCUAUCAAUUCCCUCAAACCAGGCCACAGUUCAAAUGUCUUGGGCAAGACGUCCUUGGAGCUCCCCCCGUUCAGAAGGGACAGUCAGACCACUGCGCCGCCUUUCAGGGGCAUAAACAACAACUUGCGGAAGAAGAGCUGGCCCAGUUUAAAACAGAGCCGAAUGCAGAGCCACCCUGCUAUCAGGGAUCGAGUGCUGUGGCAGCAGGACAGAGUUAUGGAAGAACACGACGAGGAAGAGGAGGAAGAGGGGAGGUAUGAUCUGUAUGUCAGAAGAGCAGGAAGCCGAAGGGGAAAAUAUGACAUGGCUCAGCAAAGAUCUCAUUCCAUGGACUUUUAACAUGAGAAACGUUACAAAUUACAGGGAUUUAGAGACAGUUUUUUGUGCUGAUGUGAAUAAAACAUAAAGAUAAAAGCAGAUUCA
Poecilia latipinna (sailfin molly) is the source of this 2065-nucleotide messenger RNA. It is a transcript of the gene neto2b, whose product is annotated as neuropilin (NRP) and tolloid (TLL)-like 2b. Bases 311 to 1981 code for a protein of 556 amino acids. NCBI's taxonomy places the organism in Eukaryota, Metazoa, Chordata, Actinopteri, Cyprinodontiformes, Poeciliidae. The record is from RefSeq and is a predicted model, not a curated record. The transcript is spliced from 12 exons. Gene Ontology annotation, molecular function: ionotropic glutamate receptor binding. Gene Ontology annotation, cellular component: postsynaptic density.